Molecule: messenger RNA, 795 nt
Organism: Numida meleagris (helmeted guineafowl)
Lineage: Eukaryota; Metazoa; Chordata; Aves; Galliformes; Numididae
Gene: PHOX2B
Product: paired like homeobox 2b
Exons: 4
Coding region: 1-795 (264 amino acids)
Biological process (GO): regulation of transcription by RNA polymerase II
Molecular function (GO): RNA polymerase II transcription regulatory region sequence-specific DNA binding; DNA-binding transcription factor activity, RNA polymerase II-specific
Source: RefSeq, a predicted model, not a curated record
AUGUAUAAAAUGGAAUAUUCUUACCUCAAUUCCUCCGCCUACGAGUCCUGUAUGGCCGGGAUGGACACCUCGAGCCUGGCUUCAGCGUAUGCUGACUUCAGUUCCUGCAGCCAAGCCAGUGGCUUCCAGUAUAACCCCAUAAGGACCACUUUCGGGGCCACCUCAGGCUGCCCGUCCCUCACUCCAGGAUCCUGCAGCCUCGGCUCGCUCAGGGACCACCAGAGCAGCCCCUACGCAGCAGUUCCUUACAAACUCUUCACCGACCACGGCGGUUUGAACGAGAAGCGGAAACAGCGGCGGAUCCGCACCACGUUCACCAGCGCGCAGCUCAAGGAACUGGAGCGGGUGUUCGCGGAGACGCACUACCCCGACAUUUACACCCGGGAGGAGCUGGCGCUCAAGAUCGACCUCACCGAGGCCCGAGUGCAGGUGUGGUUCCAGAACCGCCGCGCCAAGUUCCGAAAGCAGGAGCGGGCGGCGGCGGCUGCGGCGGCGGCCGCAAAGAACGGAGCGGCCGGCAAGAAGUCGGACGCCUCCCGCGACGACGAGAGCAAGGAGGCCAAGAGCACCGACCCCGACAGCACCGGCGGCCCCGGGCCCAACCCCAACCCCGCGCCCAGCUGCGGCGGAGGCGGCGGGCCCAGCCCCGCGGGGCACGCUGGGGCCGGGGUUGAUUUCAUGGAGAACGUCGGGAUCGGGACAGAGUCACGGAAACGAGCGGCGCUCCGCAGCAUCGCUUUCAGGCUGCGUCCGCACCAGGAAGGCCAGAACCGCGGUGCCAUCAUUAGGCCCUAA